CUCCUGAGUUCUGACACCAGCUUUUUUUUCUUAUUUUAUAUGGGCGAGCAGAGAGAAAGGUGGAGACAUAUUAAUCGCACACUGACUGGCGAGACAAGCACUCAAUCCACGAGACAGCGACACACAUCUGCACCGUAGACAACCAUGGACUUGAGGCUGACAGAUGCUCUGGGUGGCAGUGGAGGUGCUGUACCAGGUGGAGCUCCUGCCGAUGCUUUAUUGAAGAGGGACUUUAUGAGCGCAUUGGAGAAGGAGAGCUAUGACGACAAGGUGGGAGAGAAAAUGUCCAAAAGUGACUACCGACCUCUCUUAGACGGAAAGGACAACAAAAGUGGGUCCGCCAUGACGUCAUCAAUGAUGCAAACAGGUGGACGUCCAAACCCAGCUGGACAGCCAACAUUCACCUCUGACUACUUAUCUGGUCCUAUGGUCGGCGGAAUGACGGAUCAGUGGGGACAGAACAAGACCAAGGAUAGCAGCAUGCCUGACUCGUCUUUAGGAUUCCCUUCAUCUGGAAUGAGUGGGACCAUUGGGUCAAGCAUGCCACCACCGUUUCAAACUGGUGUCAACUCGGCUCUUGGCGGGUUGGGCAAAGCUUUGGACACUCAGAAGACCGCCGGUCUGGUUAGCUCAGAGCCCCAAAACAUUAGUAACACCAGUGGGAACAACCCGUUCAAAACCAGUGAUCCCUUUUCUUCUGGCGCUCCCGGGAACCAAAGUUUGACUCACAGUCCAGCUCCCAUCCUCUCUCCCAGCGGCUCAGUGGAUGACAGCAGCCCCACCUCCUCCACUUCCGAACACCUCAGUCCUGAGCACUUUGGGGCGGGGUGUGAGGCCGGCAAGCAACAGCAAAGACGGAAGAAGAAGAAGAGGAAGGACAGUGACGAGGUGCACAGCAUCUUGAAUAGCCGGGACAAUAACGGCCAGUACGACAAACAUGGGUCACAGGAUAAGGGGGAACAGUGGGUGGAGGAUGAUGAGGAAGAGAACUGGGAGUGGGGAGUCAAAGACGGUGGAGCAGGGGGUCGAGUCAGAGGCAGGAAAUCUAAGAGUCGGGCAAGACUACCGGAGGAGUGGGGCGCGCCGCAGAAAGCAACGUCUCUUACUUCCGAUACUGUGGCUCCUACCUGGGCUACAGUAGCAGACAAAGGCCCUUUGGACUCCGACGCUCGGAAUUCCAACAAAAGUCAAUGUUUUCCCUCCAUGCAAAUACCGACAAGUUCCACUGAUCACUCCCGCAGUGUUCUAGCUACAGAGUCAUCGUCACGCUCCAAUGACUGGCAAAAUGUGACCAGCAAACCUCAACCUGUUAUCAGCUCAGCUGGCAACACUCCCAGCAAGAGUAGCGUGGCCGGGGCUGUUAGGGAUGAUUUAGCAUUCUUGACAGGGGACAAUCUGAGCCCAGUCUCCCAGACAUUCUCUUUUCUCGAUUCAGUCCUCCAGACCCCGCCAGAUUCAACUCCUGACUCACAGAACCCCACCCCUAUCACCAACACCCCCUCUCUUGCCUCGGCAGCCUUGUCCACAUCAGUGGAAGCAGAUGUCCCUUCUUCACAGACUACAGUUGUUUCACCCUCACCUGUCAAAGAAACCCAUCGUCCCAAAACUACGUUUGAAUCAGUCCUCAACGCUGAUGCUAAGCCCUUUGUCCCCUCCGCCUCACUCAUGUCCUCCACAAGCUCUUUACCUGCAGCCACUACGGUCGUUAGUGCAUUACCAUCCUCCGGCACCGGUGGCACUGAAUUUACACAACUUAGUUGUCCUCCUAUCACAAACAGUGAAAUCCCUAAACCUCCGUCACCAGACACUGUCCCCAAAGCUGCCGGCACUCUCCCUUUUUCCACCACAGUCUCUCCCUCUCUCCUUGCACACUCCAAGAACCAGGAGUCUGCAUCACCACUGGAAGGUUGGUGAACUACAGGAAAGACUAAAUAACAUGGGGCUAUAGCAAACAAUGCUUCAUGCUUGGAAAGCUUCUAAUAUGUUUUUUAUGUAUUUAUUUAUUUUAUUUUGCAUGUGUUUUUUUUCAAUUGAGUACCAGACUCCCUUGGUCCUUGCUCUAUUUGUAAUUAUUUGCAGGGCCCAACAGUUGAAACAAGCUGUGUUUAAGAAAUGUAGUGUAGAACAUGAAGUACAGUGCUAGUACUCAGAGGUGUGGACUUGGACUCCAGUUGCAAUUUUAAAGACUUUGGACUCGACCUGAAAAUAUCACCAUAUACUUGCACUCGACAUCAAUUGCUGCAUUUCCAUUGCAGUUUUUUGCUAAAUAAAAGCGAUAUUUCUAAAAAUUUCGACAAAGUGUUUACAAUAACGCUGUAAUCCUGGUAAAUACUCAUCCCGCGAGACUCUAUUUUGAGGAAGGUAUUGCAGACACCCGUGCCGUGAUGUCAAUAGAUUACGAAGGCUGCGAGUGAAGGCCCCUUCGACACUGUUAGGGCAAGCCUGCGGGUCAGCCUCUAUUGCUGGGAAGGGACCCGCGAGAUGGCUCGGUGCAGCGGUGCCGCCUCGCUCCCUUCCAGCUGAUCGAUUGGAGUCUUACCACCCCCUCGACAUUGUCCGGGUAAUGUGGGUCUCUCCAAGCCUGCGGGUAGGCCUCCAUUGACGGGAAGGGACCGCGAGACGGCCCGGUGCAGCGCUGCGCCUCGCUCCCCCCCAGGCGACCGAUUGGAGACUUACGGCCCCCUUGACAUUGUUUGGGCAUGUGGGUCUCUCCGACCGAGCCUGCGGGUCAGCCUCCACUGCUAGGAAGGGAUCUGCAAAACGGAUGCCCGCUUCCCCAGGGUGACUGAUCGGACGUGAAACAAGACAACCUGUGUGCCAUAGUUGUCCUGCGUUGGCACCCCUCCAGUUCGGUGUUUAUUUUUGAAAAGUGAUUCCGUCGUACUUUUGUGAAACAUUUCAAUAUCAAAACGUCUCAAAAACCCCCUCAUGAGAGCGCAGAAAUGUUUCAGCAAUAUUUGACGUUUAUCGAAAUAUGGGUGCUUCCCUCACCAGUUUCUUAUUGAGAUCUUUAGGUUUUGCACAUUUCUCAGUUUGAUGGAAUGCAGCCACUGACAACUUUAAAACUUUAUAAGAUUUGAGUGAUUAUGUGAGGGUGUCCAGUAAUUGUGUCCCCGGUUGUAAUUCCCAUCCAUCCGUCCAUCUUCUUCCGCUUAUCCGAGGUCAGGUCACGGGGGUAGCAGCCUAAGCACGGAAGCCCAGACUUCCCUCUCCCCAACUACUUUGUCCACCUCCUGCCGGGGGAUCCCGAGGCAUUCCCAGGCCAGCCGGGAGACAUAGUCUUCCCAACGUGUCCUGGGUCUUUCCCUUGGCCUCUUACUGGUCGGACGUGCCCGAAACACCUCCUUAGGGAGGUGUUCGGGUGGCAUCCUGAGCAGAUGCCUGAACCACCUCAUCUGUCUCCUCUCGAUGUGGAGGAGCAGUGGCUUUACUUUGAGCUCCUCCCUGAUGACAGAGCUUCUCACCCUAUCUCUAAGGGAGAGCCCGUCACCCGGCGGACGAAACUCUUUUCAGCCACUUGUACUUGUCCUUUUGGUCAUAACUCAAAGCUCAUGACCAUAGGUGAGGAUGGGAACGUAGAUCAACCGGUAAUUUGAGAGCUUUGCAGAGGAAGAGUUCAAGUACCUGGCUGUAAUAUAAAAAAUAUAUUUUUAAUACUACUAGUCAUGGCCACCCUUCCUUUCGCCAUCUGUGUUUGAAUGUGAUGUAUUAUGCAAAACACUUUUGGUAUCAAUCUAGGUAUGGUAAAGUGUAUAAAUACAGACCAUUUCCCAUUUGAAUAUCUUGCCUAUGUUACAACUUUGCAUUGCAGUAUAAUCGCCAAGGACAUGAUCCGGAAACCACGACUCGGUGUCAAAGAUAUUGUAGCAUGCAAGACUAAUGCGCAAGGUCUCCUUGUAGCAAUUGAUACAAGAUACUGUUUUAUUUGUCAUUUCCCUUCAAGAUCUCUUUACAGUCAACCCGUAGAAAGUGGCGAGGUGUUCCAUCAGAGGCAACCAAUCAAAUUGGGAUAAGGACGAUUGGGUUCAGGCGAAUAUAUACAUUCCAAUGUUUGUCAGCUAUGAUUGCCUGUUCCAUUCCGCCUUGCCGCAUUGUUAUGCACUUAUAGAUUUAGUUCAUCCCAUCAAUCGUGACGGGAAGCCUCUGGGUACCCUAAACUGCAGCCGUUAUCGUCCCAAAGGAAAACGCUCAAUCAAAUCAGCAGACCCUGUUAUCAUUGUUCCAAAUAGGUAGAUACUUCGAUGUCCUCAAAGAAAGAAUCCCCAGGCACAGGACCCUCCACUUCUUCAACGUGCUCAUGGAUGCUCAGGAUAGGGAGGUUUCCCCAAACCCGAGCUUCUCGUUGAGACAGACCUUGUCGACUGCGUUGAGAGACCAGAGUAUCACGUCUGCUUUAGGUUUGGAGAACAGUGCGGUUGUGUGUCUCCAAAUAAGUUGAGAUGAAGAAGUAACAAAGAAGGGAAAGAUAACGGAGAGGGAAGGGAAGUGACCGGCUUCAUUGAGAGCAAGAAUGGAAGUGCACCCUUUGUAGUAAGCUAGUCCUUUCACGUUUACUACAAAACAGGCCAGGAAUUGACUACACAACAAGCUAUCCAAACAUACGGUCCCAUAAGAUUAAAACAGCACAGGCAUGUGGCGGCCAUCUUAGUCAGGGCAACGUUCAAAUUAUAAUGACAAUAAAACAUAAUUUGCUCAUUUUUCAACCGAUUUUCAUGCGGUUAAUUUAAAUUCAACGGUGACUUAAGACUUGACUUGAACCAGGGAUCAAAGACUUCGGACUUAGUUUAGACUUGCAAUUCAUUGACUUACUCUCACCUCUGCUAGUACUUAGCACAAUACUGGUUUAGUUGGGCCCUAAAUGAGUAAACCGUCAGGUGCUACAUUUCAUGUCUAAUUGCUUGUUGUCUCCUGCCUGAUGCUGUGUGUUGCUCUACAGAGUCAUCCAUAACCUCUUUUCACUUGAUAUACCUCCUCUGAUGUCCUUCCUCCCCGCAGUGGCCUCUAUGCCAUAGAACAAGGCUGUCCAAACUUCUUCCAGCGAGGGCCGCGUCAAUAAAAACUGAAGACAUUUUGUACAUUAACUAUACUAAAACCAAUACAAUAUAGGUCAACCAAUAUAUGCUAAACCAUCUGAAGACAACAUCCAUAUUUUAGCUUUUGGAUAUUGGUAUCAAAGCACAUUCUAUGUUAUUUUGCCCUAAUUUAAGAAUUUUCAAGCACAUAAAUGUCCAAAUUACUUAGAUACCAGACAGUAGUAUUGGCCACGAAGCGAGACAAAAACUAUCAAACUGCGCUGUUCAGUAUCGUGGCCACUGAUUGGCUCAGCCUCAGCCAGCAUUAUCAACUCCAACAUGCUAACUUUUACAGCGAAUUUUGCAGUGGAAUGCCUCAAAUGAAUGUAACUUGGCUUUUGACAUAUGCUAACUGUUAGAAUGCUAGCAUUAUAACAUUAGCAUGCAUUUUUUUGGGCCAAAUUUGUAGCCGAAUUCCUUACACUCAUUUAACUUGGUACUUGACAUAUGCUAACAUUUGCGUGUUAACUCGUUUAGCCAAUUUUGCAGCCGAACACCCAAGACUCCUAGGACUUGGUACUUGACACAUGCAGAAUGUUAGCAUGCUAGGAUAGGAAAUUUUCAUGCUAACUUUUAUUUAGCCAAUUUUGCAGCCAAACACCUCAGUCUCAUAUAACUUGGUGCUUGAAGAUGUUAACUGUUACCAUGCUAGCAUUAUAAAAUUAGCAUGCUAACUUAUUUUUGUACAUUUUGAAGCCAAACAUCACAGACUCAUAGGACUUGGUAUUUGACACAUGCUAACUGUUAGAAUGCUAACUUUACCAGUCUAGCAUGCCAACAUUAACAUUCUCACAUGCUAAUGUUACCAUUAUAGCAUGUUAACAUUAGCAUGCUAACUUUUUUUUAGCCAGCUAUGCAGCGGAACUGCUUAGUCAUAUACCCCGGUGCUUUGAAUAUGCUAACAUUAGCAUGCUAACUUGUUUUUUAGCCAAUUUUGCAGUCAAACACCUCAGACUCAUAGGACUUGGUACUUGACACAUGUGAAUUGUUAGCAUGCUAGCAUUAUAACAUUAGCAUGCUAACUUUUUUUUGCCAAUUUUGCAGCCAAACACCUCAGACUCAUAGGACUUGGUACUUGACACAUGCUAACUGUUAGAAUGCUAACUUUACCAGUCCAACAUGCUAACAUUAGCAUUCUGGCUGGCCAACGUUGGCAUUCUAGCAUGCAAAUUAUAGCAUGCUAACUUUUUUAGACAACUAUGCAGCGGAACACCUCAGUCAUAUAACUUGGCAUGCUAACAUUAGCAUGCAAUUUUUUUUUGGGGCCAAACACUUCAGACUCAUAGCACUUGGUAUUUGACACAUCGUAACCGUUAUCAUGCUAACGUUACCAUUCUGACAUGCUAAAAUAAGAAUGCUCUCUUUUUUAACUAAUUAUGCAUUGGAAUACCUGAGAGUCAUACAGUUGGUACUUGGCACAUGCUAACUGUAAAGAUGUUAACGUUUGUACGUUAAAAUGCUAACAUUAAUGUGCUAACUUUUUUCAGCCAAUUUUGCAGCCUAAAACCUCAGACUUAUCGGACUUGGUAUUUGAUACAUGCUGUUAGCAUGUUAACUCUUUUAGCUAAUUACGCAGCAGAACACUUCAGAGUCAUAUGACUUCGUACUUUACACAUGCUAACUGUAAGCAUGCUACCAUUAGCAUGCUAAUCUUUUGUUUUACUCACGGACGCUUCAGUCAUAUGACGUCGUACUUGGCGCACUCAAACUGUUAGCAUGCUAACAUUAGCAUUUGACUUUGGCUCUCACAUUUCAGCAUUCACUUACAAUUUCUGCUAAAUUUGCAGUUGUUUUAUUUGUGUCAUGUUCUAUUCCGGAAUGUUUUUAUUUUUUCUGUAUAAUUUGUCGAGGGCAAAUCAAAUAAACACAGCCGCCAUAGAAAAACAGACAUUACCUAGCUAGCAUGAAACGUCAGUAAGUCACAGCUGUCGUUCUCUAAAAGCUCUCUGAACCUUUAUGUGAUUCACAGCUGUCAUAUAUUAGGUUGUGCUUUGUUACACGAUGGACCAAAACAACCCACCAUCUUUGGUGCAACAACCCUGUGCUGCGUUUUGUUCAGUAACCUCUGAGUGAUCUCUACUCAGUCUCUGGCCACCUGUGGCCUCGGUUCGUUCAAUAUCCUACGCAGUUUGUAGAACAGAAACCUGACCAGUAAGUGCCAGUGAUUGCAAAAUAUCAUUCACUCUAUAGGAGGGGCAUUCUAUGGGGGUGGCAUCGCUAUCUACAUUCUUGCACUGUUUUCCAACAUGAGUCAAUCGGAAGCCAUCUGAAUAAUGUCAUCUGCGACCAUACUGGACAGGUUUAACACUUCCUAUAGUUUUUAUUGUAUGCUAACCAGUUAGCAAAAAAAUAAUAAAUUUCUAACAUUGUCCUUCUCUCUCUCUCCUUUCCCUCUUUCUCUCUCUCUCUCUCUCUCUCUCACAAUGCUGUCAACGACGUACAGCCCCAGGUAAGUUGUAUUUCUAUAAGUCAUGCGUGUUGUGCACAUUACACAGGUUUUAAUGUA
Nerophis ophidion (straightnose pipefish) is the source of this 7578-nucleotide messenger RNA. RefSeq lists its product as uncharacterized. Bases 145 to 1914 code for a protein of 589 amino acids. NCBI's taxonomy places the organism in Eukaryota, Metazoa, Chordata, Actinopteri, Syngnathiformes, Syngnathidae. The record is from RefSeq and is a predicted model, not a curated record. The transcript is spliced from 6 exons.